AUGAAGUCGGCUUUACUGUGGGAAACUGUAGCCAAUUGCUCCACUACGAAGGCUAGGGUUUCUAAGCUUAUACUUCCUCAUGGAACAGUGGAUACACCUGUAUUUAUGCCUGUUGCUACUCAAGCCUCUUUAAAAGGCAUUACAUGUCAGCAAUUGAUGAAUUUGGGAUGCCAGAUCAUGUUAAACAACACGUAUCAUUUGGGAUUGCGACCGGGACAAGCUUUAUUAAAUGAGGUUGGAGGUGCGCAUAAAUUGCAAUCAUGGGAAAGGAAUCUUCUCACGGAUUCUGGCGGAUUUCAAAUGGUCUCUCUCCUGACGCUUGCUGAAAUUACCGAGCAAGGCGUACAAUUUCAAUCGCCACAUGAUCACAACUCAUCUAUACUGCUCACACCUGAACACUCCAUAGACUUACAGAACAGCAUUGGUGCAGACAUUAUCAUGCAACUUGACGAUGUUGUGUCGUCACUUACUACUGGACCGAGAGUCGAGGAAGCAAUGUGGAGAUCAAUCAGAUGGCUGGAUAGGUGUAUAAAGGCUCACAAGAGACCGCAUGAUCAGAAUCUAUUCGCGAUCAUACAAGGGGGGUUGGACGUGGAAUUGAGGAAUACGUGUCUGAAAGAGAUGAUAAAAAGGGAUACUCCUGGUUAUGCAAUUGGUGGAUUGAGUGGCGGUGAGGAGAAGGACAUUUUCUGGAGAAUAGUUACUCAAUGCACAGAUGUACUCCCUAAAGACAAACCGAGAUAUUGCAUGGGCGUAGGAUACGCAGAAGACCUUGUUGUCUGCUGCGCGUUAGGAGUUGAUAUGUAUGAUUGUGUGUACCCGACUCGAACAGCUCGUUUUGGUAACGCAUUGACUGCUCAAGGCAUACUAAACCUGAAAAAGUCCCGAUUUGCAUCUGAUUUCAAUCCAAUCGAAUCAGAUUGUGACUGUCUCACAUGCAAAUCGUAUACGCGAGCUUACGUGCAUCUUCUUGCCACGCGUGAAACUGUAGGGUGUCAUUUGAUUACGCUGCACAACGUGGCGUAUCAAUUAAGACUAAUGCAACAGAUUCGAACGGCAAUUACGGAAGACAAGUAUCCUCAGUUUGUGAAACAAUUCUUUAAGACCUUGUUCAAGACCAAGGACAAGUAUCCUGUAUGGGCCGUGAAUGCUUUGAAAAGUGUCAAUAUAGAUCUCAUGAUCGAUGAUGAUUAA
Messenger RNA from Paraglomus brasilianum, 1194 nucleotides. The record is from the annotation of a GenBank genome assembly. NCBI's taxonomy places the organism in Eukaryota, Fungi, Glomeromycota, Glomeromycetes, Paraglomerales, Paraglomeraceae.